AGCUGAUGCAGCUUAUAGUAUUUGUAAUACCAAAAAAAACACAGACAGCUUUUAUAACUGUAAGCAUGUCUAAUAGUCUUUUUUUAAACCUGGGAUCACAUGGAAUUAUUAUUAUUAUUAUUAUUAUUAUUUAUUUCUUAGCAGACGCCCUUAUCCAGGGUGACUUACAAUCGCAAGCAAAUACAUUUCAAAUCCAGCUGCACCUGUGAGAAUUGUGGCUGGUGCUUUUCUAAACCAUUGGCUAGCUAAAUCGCCGCUACUGUUCAGUUAACUGGCAAUUAUCUUCAUAUUUCCUUUGGGAAAUAUACUGUAUACAACUGAAGGUUGAAUACAACGGAAAUACAACAGUGCUGCAGAUUGGUUUCCUACAGAUGCAUUCCAGAGUAUUAUACAAUUAUAGCUGAUUACCGCACAUAAGAGCGACAUACAUGUUUUGGAGGCUCCAGGGGGCCGGCAUGUGCUGUCAUGAGAUGACUGAGGGGAGGCAGCUUUGUCAAUGUCUGUGUUCAUGCCAUGUUGUUCAUUAGUCAACAAAGAAUCCAGUGACUCAGCUGCUUCCUUGUGUUGCCAGAAUGCCUUCUUGUAAAGAGGUUGGAAUCGGGCUUGGAUAAAAAUUCUGAAAAACAUUUCAAAACAUUUUGACAAAAGAAUAAGGAAAGAGUUGGAUCUACAAAAUAACAGAUGCCCACCUUCUGUCGGUUAAAUUUGCCUUCCUGACCGUUUUCUCCGCUCUGCCGGACAUUUUGAUUUUGAAGGAUACAGUCUCUUUGCCUGACCCACCUCCCCACUACUCUGCUCUAGAUUUUCAGUGAGACAAAGCUGACAACCCAAGUGAGAUGGUAAGCCCAUUGGGUAUGCUUGGACACUGAUCACAGCUUGUCGGAGAUGAGAGGAUAACCUGACGAUUUACUUUUGAGAAAUUAAGAGAGACCUUCAACAUGAAUACAGAUAGCGGUGGAUGUGCUCGCAAACGUGCUGCCAUGUCUGUCACAUUAAGAGCUAUGAAGAGAGUCCAGAGUUCUCCAAACCUAUAUAUGGGUUCAGGUAAUGACCCCCAGUCAUCAGAUUCAGACGUCUGGAGAUCUUGCAGUGCUAAUGACGGGCUUAGAAAUGGUGAUGCAAGCAGUUCAUCUCUCGCAGCCAAAGGCUUCAGAAGCGUCAGGCCGAAUCUACAAGACAAGAAGUCUCCAACACUGGCACCACCUCCACCCCCUAGGAAAGACAGCUUUCAUUUGUCCCCUCUUUGCAAUAAGCAAAAUAAAGCACCUGCUUCUAGUUCUAGUCGUAGUCAAAUGCAUGAACCACCCUUUGACGUUGCCCAGUUAGAUGUUCAAUAUUUAACAAAUGAGGAGGCUAUGCAAGAAGAUUCCGGAAACACCAGUACCAGUACAUCUUUUUCUUAUAGAGAGAAGACCUCCUUUAAAUCUAAGACAACAACCUCUAAUUUUUCAGCAGAUGGCACUAAUGUCUCUCCUCAAGCCAGUAACAGCCAGACUCAAGAACGCAAAGUUUCUGCCCUCAAAUUAACCUUAUCAGAAGGUCAAGAUGCCACUAAUAUUCCCAGUGCACAGCAGAAGUUUAACCACACUGCAGAAGUAAAACUUAAAGAGCACUCCUUGUCACCUCAAGAUCCUAAAAGCCAGCUUGAGAGACACACAGCUUCUCUUUCCAUUCAGAUUACCCCAACCAUUGUUCAAAACACAGAACCUGGGCCUGUGGUUGCUCAGGGGCAGUCACCAGUUCGUUCUACAGAAACCAAAUGGAUGACAUCUACGGACGCAAGACAGACAUCUUCAUUCUCAUCUUCAGCAAGGAGUCAAGUGCUUGAAAGCCAGACAUUUUCUUCAAAAGCCGCUCAGACAGGCAGGCAAACCUCACCAGAAGCCUCCCUGCCUCCUCCACUGGUACCCAUUAACAGAUCAUGUUUCUCACCUGACAGCUACGCCAGUGUAGAGCCAAUUAGCUUGCUGAAAGUAGAUUACUUUGUCCCUGCACGUCUGCAGAAGACCUUAACCCCAGCCCCAUACUUCUGCUCCCCGAGUCCUGAAAACCCACUGCACUUGAAUGAAACAGCAUCCACUGCCACAGAUUCCAUUUUCAGUGAAUAUUCAUCUUGCACAUUAAGUGAGUCCUCCACAGCCAUUCUAGAUGAGCUUCAUAUCUGUGGCUUUGACACCACUGAAAGUUCUGAAACACCUUCCCCGGCUUUGAGUCAGAUGUCUGCUGUAACUGAUGACUCCACCUUAACCUCCACUGCCACAGUCACUAAUGGCCAGAUGACAGUGAACGGGAAUCCAGGCAUUGCUAGCAGCCCUCUGAGUCAUUUACAAAGACCCUUCUCCCCUCCUUCAGAUUACCCUCUUUCAGAUUACCCUCCUCCACCACCUCUCAAUCCAAACAGCCUUGUCAUGCAACACAGCCGCAGCAUGGAAUUGUCUGAAACCAUGACACAGGAACCCUAUUCUCAUGGCUACACUGCAGUGAGCCCAGUACCAAUCUGUAGGACGUCUGAAGAGGAGAAGAGAGUGUCUAUUAUUAAAGCACCUCAUUAUUCAGGGAUUGGGCCAGUUGAUGAAUCUGGAAUUCCAAUUGCUAUGAGAACGACGGUGGACAGGCCAAAGGAUUGGUAUAAGACCAUGUUCAAGCAAAUUCAUAUGGUGCACAAACCAGAUGAUACAGAUGGCGAUACGUACAAUGCCACCUAUGCAUUUGUAAAUACUGAUAAUUACAGCCCAUCAAACCCAAUGCAGGCACACCCUGCGCCCAAGACCUACACAUACCGGCCUUUGUCGAAGAGCAUCUCCGACAACAGCACUAGCACCUUUAAAGACUCAUCGCCUUUGCUUCCCCCUCCUCCACCGCCAAUGCCAUCUCUAUCCCAGCUGAGACCACUGGAGAGAGCCACGCUUGAAAUGAAUGAAUGGGGACCUCCGGACAGAAAAGUUGAUACCCGAAAAUACCGUGCUGAACCCAGGAGUAUUUUUGAGUACGAGCCAGGGAAAUCAUCCAUUUUACAGCAUGAAAGACCGAUUUAUGGCAUACACGCAGAUGAGAUAGAUUUAGAAAAUGAACCCUGGUAUAAGUUCUUUUCUGAACUGGAAUUCGGACGUCCGCCUCCUAAAAAACUUUUGGAUUAUAUGCCAGAAAGCUCUCCGGGUGUCUCCACCAAGAUCUCUUUGUAUCACCCUUCAGCGGAGAGAACUCCAGAAAGACCAUCUAGCUCGGCAAGUGACUAUAGAAAAAGACGGAAGUCUGAGCCUGCUGUAAGUGAUCAGAGAGCACACAGCAAUCAAAAUGCAAAUCAGACCUCUCCAAGGGCUGCCGACAUACAGGGGAAGAAUAACACACUCAGAAAGCCAUUGACUAGUUCCUCUCCCUCUUCUCCAUCUAGAGUGAAAGGUGGGGAUAUUAGCAAAAUGUACUUACCCCUUUUAAGUUGUUCAGGUCCCAACCAGAAUGCCUCACAUGCGUUAGACUACAGUUACGAUCACAAUCAGCCUUUCCCGGUCAUUCCACUGGGCUCAAAGAGGUCAAUCAGCUUCAAGAACGGAUGGCAAAUGAACCGGCAAGAUGCAGAAACUUGGAGUAGCGCAGAAGAAACAGUAUCGCCAAAGCUGAAGUCUCGCAGCUGCGACGAUCUUCUGACCGAUGAACACGAGAGUUUAGCUGAAACGCAGACGAGGUCUGAAAGUGUGGGGUCACUGAUGUGUGACGAAGAACUCAAAGAUUCCUAUUUUAGGGUGCGCUGUGAGGGAUCAGAGCCCCGCAUUCCCAGAACUCGACACAGAUCAGCGCACAACGCUCCAGGAUUCUUAAAGCUGUACAGGAAGAUGCACCACAUCAACCGAAAAGACUUGUUAAACUCCGAGGUGAUUUGCUCAGUAAAAUCCAGGAUAUUACAGUAUGAACAAGAACAGCACAAAUGCAUGCUUGCAGGCUGGAGAGAGUUCAGUGAGGAGGUUCCCAGAGACAUGGUGCCAACAAGGAUUUCUGAAUUUGAAAGAAUGAUCCAAAAAUCCAAAUCCAUGCCAAAUCUUGUUGACGAAACAUUAUCUGAUGGUACUUUAGACUCCUCUAAAAGGGGAACAUGUCCCAAGCGCCGCUUUUCCAUUGAGUCGUUACUGGAUGAGGAACAUCCAAACAGAAAUCCCACUGAGGGGCAAAAGCAAUUCUACAAGUCAAAAACUGUGGUGCCAAUCCACAUCGAAGUCACCAAUGAACAUCAGCAACGGACAGCAUCCCAAUUUGAUUACUCAGGCAGCGAGCAUGACCCAGUGGUGUCCGACCUCAGUGACUUUGUUCAGAUCGAGGGUUCUUCGUUUUGCAGUGAUAGUGACUUUGAUCAUUUCUCCUUCACCUCUUCGGAAAGCUUUUACGGGUCAGGCCACCAUCAUCAUCAUCACCACCAUCACAAACACCUGGUCAGCUCCUGCAAGGGCAGAUGCCCAGCCUCCAACACCAGGUUCACCACUAUGCUUAAGCACGAAAGGGCUAAGCAAGAAAGGAAGGAGCAGCUAAAGAAAGAAGAAGCUGAGUCAGGCUUGUCAAAGUUAGCAUUCCUAGUCAGCCCAGUGCCUUUCAGGAGAAAAAAAUGCUUGCCUCCUCAAAAACGAACUCAAAAACCACAAUCAAAGACCUCAGUGUAUGAAGCACUGGACUCGGCUUUAAAGGACAUCUACGAACACAUUAAAGCUGAAAAAAGGAGGGGGAGCCUUCCAGAUAACAGUAUAUUACAUAGACUCCUAGCAGAACUGCUUCCUGAUAUUCCUGAAAGAAACUCCUCCCUCAAAGCCGUGAGGAGGAGGAGCCCUUUAAAACAGCCUUAUCAACAGCAGCCCCAAGAUGGCCUUGUGAAUUAUGCUUCAUACCAGACGGAUUCUGGAAGAUUACCCCUCAGUUCUUCGUAUCAAGAAAUGGACACCAACAACAACCAAGGGAACGAUCAUGCACAGUGUUAUCAAGCUCGGGAAUCCUCUAGGGUCUUUUCUUCUUAUGCUGAUGUGGGUCGAUAUACUCCAACAAGAGGAACUCCAGAUAGAGAGAAGCAGCAAGCCAGAGCAAUAUAUGAUUUUAAGGCUCAAACAUCAAAGGAACUGACAUUCAAGAAAGGAGAUAUGGUCCUCAUCCUCAGGCAGAUCGAUCAAAACUGGUAUGAGGGAGAGCAUCAUGGGCGAGUGGGGAUCUUCCCCAUUUCAUAUGUUGAGAAAGUAUCAUUGACAGAAAAAUCUCAGCCAGCAAGACCGCCCCCGCCAGCACAGAUAAGAGAGAUAGGAGAGGCUGUGGCCAAAUACACCUUCACAGCAGACACUAAUGUGGAGCUGUCACUGAGAAAGGGAGAGAGAGUCGUACUUCUUCGACAAGUGGAUCGGAAUUGGUAUGAAGGGAAGAUACCUGGAACCAGUAAACAAGGAAUAUUUCCAGUGUCCUAUGUGGAUGUCAUCAAGAAGAGCUCAAGUAGAAGCCUAGGCGACUAUCCGGAUCCAUCAAUACCUCAGAGCUAUUCCAGUGAUACGAUACACACCUUAGCUUCUACAAAGACUUCUUCCCACCCGAGGUUCAGUACUCCAUCCCCUACUCUCAGACAUCACUCCUCACCUUCCCUUAUUCCACAAAAAAAUCCUGAUAUUCAAGCUAUCACCAGUGAGUGGAUCUCCCUGACUGUUGGGAUGUCUCCCACCAGCACUCCUGCCCCCACUCCCCCUCCCUUCCCAAGCAGCCUCCUGUCUGGCUUGGAAGAGUUCAACUCUUUGGCGCCACUGGCUUCUACUUCGCUAGGAACCGCUUCUCCAAGAACCGUCACAUCUCAAGUUCAGAAAGGGCAUUUCAUUCCAAUCACAUCUUCCAAAGCCUUCUCCAGCUCACCUCAAACCAUCCACUCACCACAGCCGUAUCUCGUCCCAAGAUCAUUAUCACCGUUCCUCACCUCCUCGCCGCUACACGAACACACCCACAAGUGUGGCAGUGGCAUGACCCUUGAUGAAAACAAAACAAAGGACAUUAGUGAGAAGCAGUCCAGAAAUUCCAUAGAUGUUGAAGGAAAGGAGGUUAGUUUCUCUGACACCAUGGAAUCGUACAAGCACAAAGAAACUGUUAAUUUAGUCAUUUCAGAGUGUUCUGAGCCUCACUCCUCAGACACGACUCUGCAGUUCAGGGAAGACCAGGAGGAGGAGCUUUGCGAAGAGCUGCUGUCUAUCAUCCAAGGAAACCAAAACGGGGGCUUGCAGAAAGACACAGGGUUUUACAGACGAGCAGCAGAUGUAUUGGAGGAGCUUCCCAAACUCUAUAUAGAAGAAGAACCUGGAGAAACCAAAAAGACAUCCACACCAUCUAAAAGCAUAGCCCAUGUGACUAGUGAAGACUCAAAAUCAAGACAUAGUCAGAAAGAGGCCUUCGCCUCUCCAGGCAUGUCUUCACCGCUUUCUUCCUCCCCCUCAAACCUCCCGUUCAUUUCUUCAUUAUCGGUACACUCUUCAAAGUCCUCACCCUCUGCAUCUCCCCAGCCUGCUGUCACGCACUCCCCCCCUCUCUCCUCAAAACUCUCUCCCCGACUGGAGUCUAGGUCUCCGAAAUUGAAGCCUCUUUUAAAACGUGAUAUUGUAGUUGUUGGUAAACCUCCUCGUAGCCCUGUGAUGUCCAGGAGAUCCUGCGGCUCACCGGUUAGAGGUCAAAGCUUUUCACCGUCUCACAGGCCGCAGCUGCCAGUUUUAGUUCAAGACAACUUGCAUAGUGGGGGAGAACCGUUUCAGGUGUUAUAUAAUUAUACUCCGAGGAAUGAAGAUGAGUUAGAACUCAGCGAAGGGGACAUUGUUGAUGUCAUGGAAAAGUGUGAUGAUGGGUGGUUUGUUGGAACUUCUAGAAGAAACAAGUUCUUUGGUACCUUCCCAGGAAACUAUGUCAAGCGGUUAUAAUACUACUGAUUUGUAUCAGUGGUACCAUUUUUGUUCAGCACAACAACUGCAUUGGAUAUGAACAGUUCUAGAGGAAACAAAACACCCCAGAGAUUUUAUGUGUGUGUUUUCACACUAAAGAUAACCUUUAGCUAGAACUAGCCAUCUUCAUAGAAACCUAUUCCAGUAACGUUUUGAGUGAUUAUUGCUUUAUAUUCCACUCAUCCACUUAUAGCCAGGGAGAAAUGCAGUACAUUCAACAACAACAAAAAAAGGUUAGUUUCAAUCUGUGGAACAGAACACUAUGGAAACUUUGAAUUGUGCAGUUGAUUAUCUGUGCAAAGGACUUAAUCUCGUUAUUUAUUAGCAGUGGUGUUCUCUGAGUUACGAUGGAUGCAGAGAAUAACAAAUAUGAUGCCUAUGUGCAGAAAAUCUACAUUAAGCCACGUCAUAUAGACUUGUUGAAUGAUUUCAACAUUAAGUUAUUUCCACAUGCCCUAUUUGCCUUCAUGCUUGUUACAGGGUACAAUUUAAACUACCUUGUCAAAUUAGAGUAGGUACAUUUUAUACCUUCACACCACACGAAGAACAGGUUUCUAGUUUUUACUUGAGAUGUUAUUGGCAGUAAUGGAACCUGAUGCCGUAAGUAAGACAAAAGUGUAACCAGUGUGCAGUGUUAUACAUUAUUAGUGUCAAGCAUUAUAAUUUCUGUCAUUUUGAGGACUGUAGAUGUAAACCCAAAGUUUAGCAUAUUUCGGAGCAGGACAUAUAUAUAGAUUUCUACAUAUAUGUUUAAUAUAAAAUAGCCCUUACAUAUACAGUAUGUAUGAAAGGGGACUUUGGUAUGAGCUCAUGUAAUACAUAACACACCGGUCUGUGCAUUAUAUAUGUGGAACAUAAAUUGGCUUUAGACAUGAGUGGAUUGAGGAAAAGCCUCAGAAUCAUAAACUUUCUUUUUCAUUGGGUCAUUGGCAGAUUGUAUUGUAAUACUGCAACUUGUCUAUUAGUUUAAGUGUCCCAUUUCCCAGUUUUAAAACCAAAAGGUCAGUACGAAAGGACAUAUGCUGAUCCGUUAUGAGAAAACUUUUUUGGUGUUCUAAUGUGAAAAACACAACCGUGGAUUACAAUGGUUGGCCUCAGCAAUACUGUCAUUUAUAUUAAAAUAAUGAAUUUGUUGUGUUCAAUUUAGCACUUGCAGUAGGAACCUUUUGUCCGACACAUUUUAUUUUCCAGCUUGAGAAAUAUAUUAGUUGCUUCGUUAAAUGUGUGUUUUUUUUUUUGUUUUUUUUUAACAGGGCCUUAGCAAUCAAAAUCUGGACGUAGUAUAUUACUUUCAAGCCUUUUUAAAUGUUGUUUGUAAACUUAUUUAAAGCGUUGGAAUGUUCCCCAAACACAUUUUGUAAAAGUAUAUUUUGUCAGUAUAUUUUAAGACGUACAUUUUUUUUUUUUUUUGUUUUACUCAAAGGAGUGGAAAGAACAUUAGCUGCAAAGGUGCCAUUUAGCAAUUGGUUAGAGUAUUUGCUUUGCCAAUUAUCAUAUAUAUAUAUAUAUAUAUAUAUAUAUAUAUAUAUAUAUAUAUAUAUAUAUACAGUAUAUAUACACACACACUCAUUCAUAUUUGUUUUUUUCUUUGCAGCAAAGUAGUUAACUAGUAUAACAUAUUAUGUUAAAGAAAGUAUUGUGAGUCAUGUGCUCUGUGCAAUAUUAUGGCAGGCAACAAAGUGUAUGAAAAAAAGCUGUUUAGCACCUUACAGUUCCAUUAUUUUUGCAGCCUCCUUGUCAUGCCUGAACUUACCACAUUGUAUGUAUUCUCGCAUUUUGUAAGUGUGUUUUUUGUACGGAACUGUUAAGCUGUUAAGUAAAUUAAAUCCACUGCUUUAUAAAGUCUCUAUCACCCAG
This is a messenger RNA of Acipenser ruthenus (sterlet), 8786 nucleotides long. RefSeq names its product sorbin and SH3 domain-containing protein 2-like. The record is from RefSeq and is a predicted model, not a curated record. Gene Ontology annotation, cellular component: plasma membrane. The transcript is spliced from 31 exons. Gene Ontology annotation, molecular function: protein binding. Bases 939 to 6908 code for a protein of 1989 amino acids. NCBI's taxonomy places the organism in Eukaryota, Metazoa, Chordata, Actinopteri, Acipenseriformes, Acipenseridae.